This is a messenger RNA of Cetraspora pellucida, 531 nucleotides long. NCBI's taxonomy places the organism in Eukaryota, Fungi, Glomeromycota, Glomeromycetes, Diversisporales, Gigasporaceae. The record is from the annotation of a GenBank genome assembly.
AUGAAUCAAGUUGCAAGUAUGGAAAGCAAACUUCCACGUGUUCCUAAUUGCUGCUUCUUUGUUCCUCUUCGAAUUGGUGCAUUGAUUGUUUCAGUAUGGAUGUUAAUCUGGUUUGCUUAUACUGGAGUAGUAGUCUUACUUACUUCAUUAGGCUCCUCCAUCGCUUACACCAUCUUCUGGAAAGCUCUUGGUGCCUGUUACAUUAUAUUAGCUGUGGGUGCAUUUUAUGGUGCUCAUGCUAUCUACUAUCAGAUUCCACAUCGUGUAGCCACAUUCGUCCGUGUAUAUCUCAUCGCCUUCAUCUUCUAUAUUGUGGCCAAUAUCGCUUUCCUCGUUGUUGUAGAGAUCGCCACGUCUGCUGCCUUGGCUGAUGCCAAAGCUCGAUGUGAAAAAGCUUAUCAAGAUGCUGGUCAACCUAUCGGUAACUGUGAUGUCUAUACUAACGGUGUUGGUUAUAGCAUUGUUGGUUGGAUUAUUCCAUUCAUUAUCGGCACUUUGUGGCAAAGUAAUAGCGAGUUAACACCUAAAUAG